This is a messenger RNA of Anthostomella pinea, 870 nucleotides long. The record is from the annotation of a GenBank genome assembly. NCBI's taxonomy places the organism in Eukaryota, Fungi, Ascomycota, Sordariomycetes, Xylariales, Xylariaceae.
AUGCCCGCAUUCUCCCGACUCGUCCGCUUCCUCGCCAGGAACGGCAAGGUGUACUACGGCGACGCCAUCCUGCCCCAGGGCGUGACGGAUAUCGCCCAAACGAAGAAAGCCCGCAUCAUGACCGGCGACAUCUUCGGGAAGCACGAAGUGACAGAGCAGGUCGCCGACGUCCGACUACUGCUUGCACCUUUUGCGUUGGAGGACGUUAAGACCGUUAGAUGUCUGGGACUGAACUACGAGCUGCAUGCGAAAGAGUCCGGGCUUCCGAUACCCAAGUAUCCUGUGCUCUUUUACAAGCCCGUCACCUCAUUAGCCGGCCCCAGUGACCCCAUCCCCGUGCACCAGCAGGCGCAGCAAGAGCAAGGGCUCGACUACGAGUGCGAGCUCGUCGCCGUCAUCGGCAAGACGUGCGCCGACGUCUCCGAGGCCGACGCCCUGAAGUACGUGCUGGGCUACGCCGUCGGCAACGACGUCUCCCACCGCGACUGGCAGCUCGCCCGCGGCGGCGGGCAGUGGUCGCUCGGCAAGGGCUUCGAUGGCUGGGCGCCGUACGGGCCUGGCAUCGUCUCGAGUGAGGUCAUCAGAGACCCGCAGACGCUGAAGAUCAGCACGCGGUUGAAUGGGAAGACCGUCCAGGAGAGCAACACGUCGGAUAUGAUCUUUGACGUGAAGAAAACCAUCUCGUUUCUGAGCAAGGGACAUACGCUACUGCCUGGCGACUUGAUCUUCACGGGAACGCCCUCGGGGGUGGGCAUGGGUCGUACCCCGAAGCUUUGGUUGAAGGAUGGCGAUGUGGUCGAGGUUGAGCUGGAGGGCGUGGGUGUUUGCACUAACAAGGUUGAGUUCGCGAAGGAGAGCGCCAAGUUGUGA